CAGGCGAGUUUUCCGCAGUUGUGCGUCUGCCCCGGGGACCUCCUGGGCCGAUGCGACCGCCGGGAGGAGACCCUCUGCGACCCUCCAGAGAGCAGGCCCGUCGGGACCCGCGGGGCCAACUUUGCGGACUGGAGGACGACGGAAGCUGAGCGCGAGUUCACCCCGGAGCUCCGGAGGCAGGGCGGGCGUGGGCCCGCUGGGCGGGAGGGGGUGAAAGGGAGCCGCGACUUCCGCGCCGUCCCCCAUCUCCGCGGAGCCCUCGGACCCCGCCCGCCCGGGCCCAGCGGCCGCGCCUCCGGGCGCCGGGCCCUCCUGCGCCGCGGGCAGGCGCAUCACCGAGCGGCCGCGUCCGGCCUCGGCCCGGCCUGCAUCCUCCUCCCGCUCCGGCCUGAGCACCCCGUCUGAAACCCGGAGCCUGCCGACUUCUCCGCUCGGGCCGGGGCGGGCGCUGCGCGCUCUUUCCACCACCCCAGGCAUCAAGUCCCCAGAGAACAAGUCUCGGGGUCAGACGGCGUCAUGGAACCCCCGGGGCCGCAGCUGCUAAGUUUGGAGGCGCCGGGACCUGCACCUUUUGAAGACCCCCCGCCUGCCGAGGAGCCGCCCGCCCCGGGAGUCCUCUGCACUGAGGGUGGCGGGGACGGCGGCGACACGUCGGCGGCCCCGAGCUCCGACGCCGAGGGCCCGUCCCCGCAGGAAGAGGCUGCCCCCUGGGAGCAGGAGGAGCUGCUGGAAAGCCGCCGCCGCCGCCGCUGCGGCGCGCGCUCCUUCUCUCUGCCCGCCGACCCGAUCCUGCAGGCGGCCAAGUUCCUGCAGCGGCGGCGGCCGCCUGCCCCGGGGCCGGGCGCGGAGGGCGGCGAGAGGGCCGAGGACGCGCCGCACAGUCCGGGCUGCUGCGCCAAGUGCCAGAAGCGGGUGCAGUUCGCGGACGCGCUGGGGCUGAGCCUGGCCAGCGUGAAGCACUUCGGCGUGGCCGAGGAGCCGCAGGUGCCGCCCGCCGUGCUCUCCCGCCUGCGCAGCCUACCGGCGCGCGCCGAGGACCUGGAGCAGCUCCCGGGCUUGCUGGCCGCGGCGGCGGCCGCGCCCCUCCGCGAACCGCCUCCCCGGCUGCAGCCUCUCUUCGAGCUCCCCGGGCCGAGCGCCGCAGACGAGCGCCUGCGGCGACAGCGCGUGUGCCUGGAGCGCGUGCAGUGCUCGGCACCCUGGGGCGCGGAGGUGACCGGCUCCGGCCGGGUGCUGGGCUGCCCGGGGCCGCGCGUCGUGGCCGUGCGCUACACCUUCACCGAGUGGCGCUCCUUCCUGGACGUGCCGGCUGAGCUGCGGCCCGAGCCAGGGAAGCCUCCGCCGCCAGAGGCGCCGUCGUGGGGGCCGGGGGAGGCCGAGGAGGAGCCGAGCGCCGAGCGCUUCCACUUCGUGCUGUGCCUGCCCCCGGGCCUGCAACCCAAGGAGGGGGAGGACGCGGACGCUCCGGACGUCGCGGUCCACUUCGCCGUCUGCUACCGCUGCGCCCAGGGCGAGUACUGGGACAACAACUCGGGGGCCAACUACACGCUGCGCUACGUGCGCCCUGCCGACGCGCGCUGAGCCCGCAGUUCUCGGCACCGCAGCGCUCGCAGGGACGCGGGAAGGGGCCGACGGCGCGCGGAGCCCAGGCAGCCGCGACGCUUUGCGGAGCGUCAUCCUCCCGGAGAGAAGCCGCUCCCCGCAAGCUCGCGCCCCAGACAGAACCCGCCAGCAAGCACGGAGCCCUACCCGGCGAAGCGCCCUACCUUCCCGGCCUCUUUCCCGUCGCUUUGGCCUCUGGAGUUCUCGCCGCGCGUCGAAUGGAAAGAAAUCCUCAAGAUUCCGAGCAGUGGCUUUC
This is a messenger RNA of Delphinapterus leucas (beluga whale), 1858 nucleotides long. The record is from RefSeq and is a predicted model, not a curated record. NCBI's taxonomy places the organism in Eukaryota, Metazoa, Chordata, Mammalia, Artiodactyla, Monodontidae.